CGACCUGCAGUGUUGCCACUUCCUGUUUACGGGCGGGAAGAGUGAACCACGGCUGCAGAAGCUAGCGGGUUUAAAGCCCACCACUACUGUUUUCAUUCACGUGGAAGCUGGCGCUUGGCCGCUUUUUAAUGUUUCGAGUGUUGCGACUUGGAUCGGACACUCUUUAAUCGAAACAUUGCAAAAGACUUUCUUUCGCAGAUGGAGGACCCGGCCGCUGAUUCUGGCGGCGGUGGCUGUGGUGGUGCAUUAACACUGGGCCCAGUGGUGCCAGUGUCGGAUAUCUGCUGUACGAUAGGAACGCUCCCCUGUCGCCUCUUGGAGUGGAAAGUCAAGCCGGGCUCUCACGUCAACGUGGAUUCCGUAUUAGCGCUCUGUGUCCCCAUACCCGCGGAGAAGGGGGCAGAGACGCCCAGGCCACCCGAGAGAAAGGUUAAAUCGGACCGCGCGGGGGUCGUCAAGGAGCUGUGUUGUCAACCCGGACAGGUCAUACCUCCUGGGGGCGUCAUUGUCAGAAUAGCAGGAUGCAGCCACCCGAUCGUGAUGAAAGGCUUGUGUGCCGAAUGUGGCCAGGACCUGACUCAACUGCAGAGCGCAAAUGGAAACCAGCAAACUCCCAUCUCCACAGCAACCGUCUCCAUGGUGCACAGCGUACCAGAGUUGAUGGUCAGCUCAGAGCAAGCGGAGCAGUUAGGUCGAGAGGACCAGCAGCGGCUCCAUCGCAACAAAAAGCUGGUCCUGAUGGUGGAUCUGGACCAGACACUCAUCCACACCACCGAUCAGCACUGCCAGCAAAUGUCCAAUAAGGGCAUUUUCCACUUCCAGUUGGGGCGAGGAGAGCCGAUGCUUCACACGCGACUACGGCCGCAUUGCAAGGAAUUCCUGGAGAAAAUUGCCAAAUUAUACGAAUUGCAUGUCUUCACGUUUGGGAGCCGCCUUUAUGCACACACCAUUGCGGGCUUUCUAGACCCCGAAACAAAGCUGUUCUCCCAUCGCAUCCUGUCCAGAGAUGAAUGCAUCGACCCCUUCUCCAAGACGGGGAAUCUUAGGUAUCUUUUCCCCUGUGGGGACUCGAUGGUGUGCAUCAUUGAUGACCGUGAAGACGUGUGGAAGUUUGCGCCCAACCUCAUCACUGUGAAGAAGUACGUCUACUUCGAGGGCAUCGGGGACAUUAGCGCGCCGCCAGGUUCGCAAGAAGCUCUGAUGGCCAAGAAAGGAAAGCCAUCAGGCCGUGCUGCAGAGAGCCCAGAAGUGAACGAGACUCUCGGAGCGGAGGAGCAAAAUAACGGCCUCAGGAAAAAGUUGGUCAAAGACGGGCCGGCGGCAUCUCGCUGUUCUCAGGGCGUCCCGACAAAUGAACAACGGAUACAUACCUCCGCGUCUGUGCCAGAUGAGGCAUUGACGGAUAAACGUUCAGAGGCUGAGGAGGAGCCCGCAGCGACACAAACCCGAGGGCUUGAAAACAAGCAAGUUAGUAAAGAUGGGAGUAUUAGCAGGACAGGUGAGGCAAAGGACAGCGCAAACUCUUUGGCUCCCAACAAUGAGUCCAAUAAUCUGGACUUUGACCUUUCCAGUGACAGCGACAGUGAGUCUGUUAGAGAAAAGGCGCCUUCGGCGGGCGCCGUCAGCGAGGCGAAGAAAGCGGAGCCCGAAGCGGCCUCGCAAGACAACGGGAAGGAGACAAAAGAUGGAAACGGGAAAGUCCAAAGUUCUGAAUCAAUAGAAGCUUCGGACGUUCUCCUCCCCGAGCUGGGAAACGGCUGCUCGGACAGGAGGGAACCUGAAACCGAGUCGCAGAAUAGCGAGCAAUCCGGGGUGACCGUGGGGGAGGAGCUCCUGGACCAGAGCAUGGAGGACGAGGAGGAAGAGGAGGACGUGGAUAACGACGGCGACGAUCACCUCAUUUACCUGGAGGAAGUGCUGGAACGGAUCCACGGCGAGUACUACGCCCGUUACGAGGCUUUCCUCAAAAGCCAGGCGCCCGACGCGCCGGACAUUCGCAAGAUCGUCCCCGAGCUUAAGAGCAAGACCUUAGACGGCGCCACCAUAGUCUUCAGCGGCUUGUACCCGACCAACUACCCAAUAGAGAGGACUCGCGAGUACUAUCACGCCAAGGCGCUGGGGGCAAAGAUCGCCAAGAACUUGGUUCUGGAUUCGCAAGAACCCACUGGGACCACGCACCUCAUUGCGGCGAAAUCGGGCACGGAAAAGGUCCGUCAGGCGUUGGGCUGCAAGCACCUCCACGUGGUCAACCCCGACUGGCUGUGGAGUUGUCUGGAGCGCUGGGAGAGGGUGGAGGAGCACCUCUUCCCGCUAAAGGAGGACUACGCCAAGCAGCCGUGGAGCAACAGCCCAGCGGCUUUCCUUGACAAGCAGAGCUCCCGCCACAAGCCCCUUUUCCAACACCCGCCCUCAAUCCAGCACAGACCACCCCCGGCGCCCCCCGAGGUUCGAACCUACGACCCUGUCACCGGGAAGCUGAUUCGCAAGGCCCCUCCGGUGUCGCUCGCGGCGCCUUGCCUCCAGGCGUCCGAUCGACAAGAGCAGGAGGCGCUUCUCAGGGGAGCGCCAAACAGCCAACAAGAUGCGUCAGCGGGACCCAGCCGGGAUGACGAGUCGCUAGGGCGGUCGCGUCGGAAGCGCCAGCCGAGCAUGUCGGAAACGAUGCCGUUGUACACUCUUUGCAAGGAGGACCUGGAGAGCAUGGAUAAAGAGGUGGAUGACAUUUUGGGCGAGGAGAGCGACAACGAGAGCGAAGGGCGCGGGAAAGACAAAGCCGCUAAUGAGGACGAGGAGGAACGGCGACGGCGAGAAGCGCGGCCGCGGGAGCGAGCGCCCGGACCACCGACGGGGGGAGGGCCGCUUCGAGCGGAGGACCCGCUCCCGACGACAUGCGCCGAUGCCACUCUGCCGGCUACCGUGUCCAGGGGCCACAAACGAAAGCACGACAAGGACGACGAGUCCUCCAAAGAGUCCGACGACGACGAGGAAGAGGAGGAGGAGGAGGAGGAGGGAAGUUCCUCAGAGGCGGACGAGAUGGCGGCCGCUCUCGAGGCGGAGCUGAAUGACUUUAUGUGAAGUGGCUCACAUACGCGCACUAAAACAAUGAAUGUCCUGUACAGAAAAGACUUGUUGCCGUGUUUUGUAGCGUGAAUAUUCCUGACCAGCCUUUUUGUGGCCAUCAAACCGUUUGACAGAAUUUUAGUGGGAGGGGAAAAAUAAAAGGAAACAAAUGUGAUAUUUUUGAGUUUGGUUUUGUUCUGGGGGGUUUUUCUAUUACAAUUUUUAUAUUUGUUAGGGAAGAAAAGAGUGGCGAUAAAACUUCCAAAUCAUGUGGCCUCUUCAUGCCAAAGAAUUCAGUAGGUUUGCCUCCACGUGCAGCUAAACAUUAUUUUAUUGGUGUCGUCACUGCAACACUCGGUUCAUCCCCUGCAUCAGGUUUGUACACGUAUUGAAGAUUUGUUGUUUUUCACUUCCUGUAUUGCACUUUGAAACUGAUGUGAUCACCUUUUCUUGACAGCCUUUUCCAGACCGUCACACUCGAGCCAGCCGUACUUUGUGUUGUGGUAU
Hippocampus comes (tiger tail seahorse) is the source of this 3567-nucleotide messenger RNA. It is a transcript of the gene ctdp1, whose product is annotated as CTD (carboxy-terminal domain, RNA polymerase II, polypeptide A) phosphatase, subunit 1. The record is from RefSeq and is a predicted model, not a curated record. Gene Ontology annotation, cellular component: nucleus. The transcript has 13 exons. Bases 199 to 3075 code for a protein of 958 amino acids. Gene Ontology annotation, molecular function: RNA polymerase II CTD heptapeptide repeat phosphatase activity. Lineage: Eukaryota; Metazoa; Chordata; Actinopteri; Syngnathiformes; Syngnathidae.